Messenger RNA from Bolinopsis microptera, 3952 nucleotides. Its product is annotated as twinfilin-1-like. Gene Ontology annotation, molecular function: actin filament binding; actin monomer binding. Gene Ontology annotation, cellular component: cytoplasm; actin filament. The transcript has 10 exons. The record is from RefSeq and is a predicted model, not a curated record. The coding region runs from base 1938 to 3110 and encodes 390 amino acids. NCBI's taxonomy places the organism in Eukaryota, Metazoa, Ctenophora, Tentaculata, Lobata, Bolinopsidae. Gene Ontology annotation, biological process: barbed-end actin filament capping; actin filament depolymerization.
GUUGUGGGAGAUGGGCCCACUUAGGUGCAUCCCCGAAAACCUUAAAGUAUGUAUUGCAUCCAGUGAAUGGCAAAACUCAACUUCAAGAUUAAUUAUCAAACUUGAGAUAAAUUUCUCAGUAACCCCAGUUUUAAAGAAAACUCAAAGUCAAAAUAUUCGAUCAGGACCACUAUAAUAUAAUCACUGAUCGAUAAUUACAAACGAAUCUUAUAGCGAAAAAUUGCUCUUGUUGACAGUCAGUCCUCAGGAUUAGCUAUUGGUGAACACCAACUUUUGAUUACCGAUAGAGUUUUGCCUACUUGUUUUGCUUCACUGUAAAUGAACUUGUCGUGAAUCAAUGUUGAUGCAUAAUAUUUGAUAUAUAAUGGGGACAUUUUGCUAAGAUAUCAGAUAAUGCAGUUUAAAUUUGAAAAAACUUAAACCACCUAGAAAAGUAAAAAGAUGCUCAAAAGACCACAGGUUCAGGAAAAGGUACAAGCAUUUAAUGGCCUCUCAGAAUUGCUGUCAUUGACUGACUUUGGGUUUGGUAGCGAUUUCAUAAAUCAUAGUAAGUUUUAGAUGAGCCAUUAUGUGAGUAAUCCAGUGUUUGUGAUGGUGGAAGGGAUGCAAUUCUAACAGCGUCAAAGUCAAAGUAAUUUGUUAGAUGACUUCAAACUGCACUUUCAUUUUAACCGCACGUAAAAGCAUUCUCAGAUCAUUGAUUUAUUUCCAUCGUCCGAUAUUCUAUCAAUUUUGAUUUUGAUUUUUCGAUCUCUCAAUUUCAUGGAUUGAUUCACUCUUAUAUUAAGAUCGGUAACUUAUAAUCUUUGUAUGAACAGUUAAUUUUUCUGUCAUCAUUUAUAUAUUUCAUUGCUAUUAGGGCACUAUUUAAUUACCAAUUCUGUAACUUUCCUCGAACCAAAUUUCAUAUUCCACCCGCAGUAUGUGACUAUUGGUAGUAUUCGCAAUGAACGCUACCACAACACCGAAUAUGCCAUCAACCAAGCAGGUCAAGCUUUUAUUUCAAGCUUUAUUUCCCCCUAAAUCCGCUUCAACACCGCUGCGAUUAACGUGUCACUUAAUUUCAACAGUUGCCUACAGUCUACAGAAGCUGUACUAUAAGGUGUGAAAUUUUCGUUUCUCUAGAAACGUACUACUGACUACUAGGACAAUGAGGCCAUAUUUCAUACGGUCUACAAAAAACACGGCCCGGCCAUUUCACCGGGAAGUUGGUUAGCUCUCCCAAUUUAUCCACGCGUAAGAAUAAUGCAGGAGGCGACAAUUGAGUCCAAUUAAAGUUUAAAAGUGAAAUUUAGUGGCAGGACGAUGGCAUUGCUUUUAAAACAGUUCCUGGUACAUUCGUCUAUGAAAGGGAGCCAUUCGACAAAAGGUGAACACUCACCACCGAAUAAUAUCAAGCCACCAACCAGGUGAUGACAAUUCGACAAUUUACCCGACAAAAAGAACUACUUAAAUAAAAAUUUGCGGUAAGUGUUUGGUAGUGACGCUGUUAAAGAUUGGCAAGCUGGCAAUUUAAUGUUCCUCAAACAUGUGAUGAACGUAAUUUCUGACAUAUGACUGAGAAGAGAAGAAAGGCCACAUUAUUAACUGUUAAACAUAUGUGUGGAGAGAAAGAUAGAGAGAGAAUGAGGGCCGGGGAAGUGUACAUAACUGCCGUACUACUGCAAUAUAAAUUGCAUUAAAUACGUGUUGAGACACACGCACUUAUUAUAGUACAACUCUUGCUUCAGCUCUAUAUAAGUAUAUAGGCGUGUACAUUGUGUGUCGUUGUUGUUGCGUUGUUGAGGGAGUUGAGAGCUGGAGCUACCGAUGGAAUGUCAGUAGAGUAAUAUACUGUAUCAUCCGAGCUAACGUUGGGAUCCACUCCGCGCAAACACAGUCUCUGUCGAUUCUUCUUUUUUCCGUGUCAGACUCUCUAAAUUUGUCGCUCUUCUCUUAUGACCAUGGCGUCGGUUGCGAGACGGCCUCAGGUCCAGCAAAAGGCUGGGCUCUUUGAGGCAUACCAACUAGGGGGCGAAGUCCCGGAAUUACGAACAGUCGACUCGUCGACUGCAGAUGCUACAGAAAAUCUGGGAAAUGAUAAUCCAAAUAAACUCGGAUCCCAGGCUGUCAAAGCCCAUCCCUCCUUGAUAGAGUACAUCACCAGCAACUACUAUGAUCGGGUUAUGAAGGUCGUCAUCAAAGACGGAUAUUUCUGUUUAGCAUUUUGCCUGGGGCCUGACCAGAGUUGGGAGGAUGACUACGAUGAUAUGGUAUUGGAACUGCUAGAUGAUGACGAAAGUUGUUUUAUAAUCUACAGACUAGACGAGGCACGUGGAAGACAUUUUGAACACGUGCUGAUCACAUGGCAACCGGAAGAUGCUCCCGUGUCUGACAGGGCUGCAUACACCACAUCUAAAUCAAACCUAAUCGAGCUCUACGAAGAAGGGACAUUCACUUACCGCCUAACCGGAGCAAAUGACUGUGACGUAGAUUUCAACGCUUUGAAAUACGUGAUGAUGUCUGAGGGAGAGAUCGAACCACUUAGCAAGUAUGAAGAACUCAAACGAGAGGCCGUUUCAGAAGAGGAGGUCGCCCGAAGCAGACAGAUGAAGAAGAUUCCAGAUAUAGAUAUGCAAGUUGAUGAUGAUGCUAUAAAAGAGAUCAAUAAAUUUGUGAAAGGUUUCAUCAACUUCGUACAAUUCGGUAUUGACAACAAAAAAGAGGUGAUCCGCUGCUCUGACAGCAGAAACGUGAAUGUCGAUGAAUUACCCGACAAGAUGCCAGAAGCAGUUCCACGAUUUAACCUCUACAGAUACAGUCACGUUAAAGACGGCAAAUUUACCGAAUUUGUGCCAGUGUUUAUCUACUACGUUCCGGAGGAGGGAACAGCCAAAUCUAAGAGUCUGUACCCCUGUGCAAUCGACGGAUUCUUGAAGAAGCUGCAAAGUUAUGGAGCAGACAUAAAGCUUCGGCUGGAGUUCUCAGAUCUACACGACAUGACGGAGGGAGUUCUGUACGAGCUGAUAUACCCACCAGACCGGUCGGAGCUGGAGAAGUCAUUCCGAGAGAUCAAACCUAAGAAACACGCUGGCAAGCGGGGCGGCUGGGUUAAAGUCCUACCCGUUUAACGUCCUCCACGUGAUCCUUACUCACUCACCGCGUGAUUAGUGGGAUGAUCAAUGGGAUUGAGACUGUUUUGGGCACUUAACAAAAAAUUAUCGAUGUAGGGUGAUAACUUCAGGCCGGAAAAUUCGGUCAAGGACUUCAAAAGGGCAGAAAAAUAGCUAAAAGCAGAUUAUAAGAAUUAAUUUAUUCAAGAUUUUACCGGAGUACCAUCUCUUUAUAGCAGGGCCUGCAAAGCAAGCAAUUAAACAAGUUCAAGUAUUCGCAAAAGGUUGGAAAACUGUUAUAUUCGUCAGGUAAAAGUAGAUCAGAAUUUUUCGGCCAUCACAUGAAUAGAUGUUUGUCAGAAUUCUAAGAAGCAUGUCUAAAUUAUCAUGGUGUAUACAAUUUUUUCUGAAACAUACUAUUUAUUUUAUGUAUAUCGAGGGUGAAUUUAUCAUGCAUAAUUAUUUGGAUUGGAGUAUUCAUUUCUGUUCACGACAAACCAAUCUUAAGAUUAGUUAAAACUGAAAGACGCUGAGUUGAUAUUUGACUUGUAGCUAGUGAAUCAAUGUAAUAAUAUUGCUGUUCAAUUCCAUAUAUAAAGAAAGUAAUUAUGAUAUUGCGUUUCUUAAGAGUAAAACAUUUUCAGACCCCUGACCCUUGAUAGCAGCAGGCCAUGUUCUUUGAGGAGUAGCUUAUUGAAUACAGAAAAGUAAUUGACCACUACGCUCACAGUUUGAUUUGACAUGAUCUGAAUGAGUUAAUGAUAUACGCAUACAUUAUGCAUAUUAUGCAUACUAUAUGCAUCAGUUUAUGAUAAUAUACACUUGUUUUCCAGUAGUUAUGCGAUAAAAUAGUAAUUUCA